GUCCAGGCACGAAUGGUCCGAGUACUAAGGCGUCCUCUCAGCCGUACUCGACUCCAGAGAGUACAUCUGAUGACUCGUCGACUCCUCGAGAUCACGACGGGCCUGCGGAAACCUGCCCUUGUGCGGUUUUACCGCGAAAUGUUCCGGAUCGAACUGAUAUUGAUCGUUUU
Messenger RNA from Perkinsus marinus ATCC 50983, 170 nucleotides. RefSeq lists its product as hypothetical. NCBI's taxonomy places the organism in Eukaryota, Perkinsozoa, Perkinsida, Perkinsidae. The transcript has a single exon. The annotation marks the transcript as partial. The record is from RefSeq and is a predicted model, not a curated record.